CCAACUACAUGACAGGAAGUUGAUCGCUGGUGAACAUUAGCUACUGAAAGACUUAGACUUUUCAGGCGAACAACUGUGAAGUAAUAAAAUGGACCCAACAGCAGCACCGCAGACGGCAGAUUCAUUGAAACCAGCAGCUGAAGCCUCUGAUCCAGAAGUGGGGUCUGCAAACACUGCAGAUGAAGCCCAGGUCAACAACCGUCUGUGUGAAAUUCGUUUAGUGGUACUGGGCUGGAGGUGGCCAGGGAAGAGCCUGACAGCCAACACCAUUUUAGGACGAGAGGAGUUUCGCUUGGAGAGAGCAGCAGAAUUUUGUGUUAAGAGAGAAACUGAAGUCCAGGAACGGAAGGUGAUUGUGGUGGACACUCCAGGCUGGUUCUCUGUCCAGGAUACACCACAGCCCUACCAGAAGGAGAUUGUGAGAGGUGCAUCCCUUUGUCCUCCAGGUCCCCACGCCUUCUUGCUGACCAUCCCUGUAGGCAUGUUCACAGAGGUGGACCGCUCUCGCAUUGAAGAGCACGUGAGCCUCUUCGGGGAGUCUGUGUGGAAUCACACCAUUGUGGUAUUCACAUGGGCUGAGGUGUUGAGGACCAUUCCCAUCGAACGCUACAUUCACAGGGAAGGCAAGGAGCUUCGGUGGGUGCUGGACAAGUGUAAGCGCAGGUACUUUGUCAUUGAUAACUGCACAUUCGGGGAGCAUCCCCAGGUGGGACGCUUAAUGGAGAAGGUGGAGAAGAUGGUGGCAGAGGAGGGAGGCUUCUUCAAGACAGAGAAGGAGAAGAAACCGCUGGAUGAGAACCAGAACCCAUCUGCAGUCAUGAACAGAGAGGGACGAGAGCUGGGAGCCCGACCCAAACAGAACUCUGGCUUGGGUUUGGCCACGGCCAUGGAGGUGGAAUCCAUUUCUAAUUAACCAUACAUUCUUGACCCAUGGAGCCUCUAAACUCAGACUAAUGGAGCCUGUGCCUCACUGCGCUGACAGCAAAGUUUUUUUCUUUCACACAAACAGGUGUGAAAUACUGAAUGUGAUUAUUUAUUUAGUUUUUGAUCAGAGAUUUGUGUGCGUUUUUGUUUUGUGCCUUUAUCUUCCCAUAUGAUUUUAACGCUAACAAUUAAAUGUAGUCUCAUUGUAAUGCUGUUUAGAGUUUAGUGUUCUGCUGCAGUAAAUAUGUUUUGAACUUUACUUUAAGGCUGUUCUUAGGUGUGUUUGUAUCAUCAGGGUUGUGUUGUAACAGGACAAAAUUAUUUUAGUCUACGACAAGGAAGUAGGAAGUUCUACGACAGCAGUGCCAUCCAUUUUGAUUACAUCGUGAAUGGUCCAGUUGACAGAUACAAUCAGAACAGGAAUACAGAUUUUUUUUUUCUGCAUUAUUUCUAUCAAGCAACUUGAUUUUUAUAGUUUUCAUUUGUUAUGAGCAACCUAUAAACAAUUUUCUAAUGCUGAACUGUUAAUGUACACUCAGUGUGCAGUUGUAAAGCUCCUCAGUUCUUUUUCUUGUCUUCUAAAUAGUUUGCCCUUGUUUUGUUUGUUUGUUUGUUUGUCUCCUCUAAAUGGAUUGUUCCAAUCUUCAUAUAUUGGCAAAUCUUCUAAUAUUUGUGAAUUUGUGUUGCCGUGCUGAUCUUACCAAACCAUCCAUAAUCCACUUUGUGUUUCAUCUGUGGAAAAUUCAUGUUGGUAUUACUUGAGUUUGAAGGUGUUCUUGAUCCAGACCAAAGGGGCGGGUGGGAGUGGGGGAAUUGUUACAUUGUUUCAUUUUAGUUAGAUUUUUUUUUCUUUUGUCAUAAUAACUGAUUUACAUGAUAGUUUUAGUGAUGCUAUCCUGCAUCAGCCACAUGGGGGAAAAGGAAAAAAAAUUGAUAGAGUGUUAGUAUGUCAUGCUAGGAAAGGUUAUAUGAUUGUUGCAGUCCAAAAGGACACUGGGCGUCUGUAAUAAAUAAGGAAGAACAGCUGGAAACAAACACGGCAGAAGGGAAGCCGGUGUUUCGGGCUGAGAUGCUGGUGCUUUAGCAACCCUGAAUUAUUUCUAGGACCUUUGAAGUCGAGCAGUUUUGGGUAGUUUAUCAGUUUAGAGGUCAAAGCAUUGGACUGCCUGUUGUGGUUCAUAUAAUUGACAGUUGAAAGGCAUGUUGUGCUUUGGCUCAGGCAUGCGCUAUACUGAGUGCCUCUUUAGUUAUAAUGGUAAUGUAAAAUUGGUGUAAUAAUGUGGAGUAGAUGUAGUAUGUCAGUGUAGUUGCCACGAUAGUGAAAUGGAGUUAAUGAGGAACUACAAAGACAAAUGACAGAGGACACAAACAGUGGGUUGGCUUGAGGAAAAUCCCUGCAGUCACAGGCUGACAUCAGCAAGCAUUACCAUGGUUACAUAAUGAUCUUGCCCAAUGUUAAAUGUUUCCUGAUGACAAAGUGGAUGAAUCACAUAGAUUUAAUAAUUUAGGUUAGGCUUAAAGGACUUUUUGUAGUGACAUACAAUUUCACACUACUUGGCACUCCUCUUGUUUACAGUUUGAGAGACAGCCAGAACCACAACGAGGAGGAUGCCUAGGCUAAAGUAAGGAUAAUUAUAAUGUCUUAAAAAUGUAUAGGACUUUUAAAACAUUUAAUUGCAUUUAGUGAGUUAAGUAUGCAUACGUUUAGUGUCUUUUCAGUGGCGACAAGAUGCAGUUUACGCUCAUGUCCUUUUGCUUUGGACAGUAACAUUAAUUACCUUGUUAGCUUCUGCUCCCCAAUAUUUGCAUUAUAAAUAAAUAAUGCGCUGAUUAAAUUCAUUUUGCUUCUCAUUGCGCGAAGCAGCCACACCACGGUUCAAAAACAAAUGUGACUUAUAGGCCGAUGCAAUAUGCUUUAUUUCUCUCUUCAUGGCACGUUUGGUACAGAUGUGACGAAUAUUCUGGCAACAGACAGCCUGGAUAAUACCAUACUUUAGUUUUGAGAUUAUUUUAAGAUAAGGUUGAAAUUUUCAGUUUGUACUCACAGAGAUUGUUGUGUGCUUGCUUUGGGAGCUUGUCACAGAUUGUCCCCUACAGUUUGUACUGGCAACACGUUUGCAGGACAGAUUAACUCUGAGGUGUUGAGUGGGACAAAAGCAUCGGGGUGUUGUCCUUGCUCUAUCAAAACAAAUGUUUGCUUUGAAAAAGGCCAGAUCGUAGACACCGUCAGGUCACAUGUCUGCACAGCGGCUAAACAAAAGCGAGCAAGAAGUGUCAGUUUUCCAGGAAAUGUCCACGUGAAAGUCUGCCUGUUUGUGCCGAACCUGAACUAACACAGCGUACAGCAGCUCUUCUAGCCACACCCUAGUACAACCCCUGGCAAUAAUUAUUGAAUCACCGGCCUCGGAGGAUGUUCAUUCAGUUGUUUAAUUUUGUA
Molecule: messenger RNA, 3361 nt
Organism: Thalassophryne amazonica
Lineage: Eukaryota; Metazoa; Chordata; Actinopteri; Batrachoidiformes; Batrachoididae
Gene: gimapl
Product: GTPase IMAP family member 9
Exons: 3
Coding region: 89-913 (274 amino acids)
Molecular function (GO): GTP binding
Source: RefSeq, a predicted model, not a curated record